AUGCCGCCGCCCGAUUCGACUUACGUUCCGUUCCAAGGCCGCGACUACGCCCGCGAGUAUGAGCGCACUUAUGAGCAGGAGUACCAAGACGAUUACCCCUACGAGUACCAGUCCGGACGCGAAUCGCCGACCAGGACAUACAGCCCGUCCCGCCUUUCCUCAGACUUCACCAGGCCACCGCCGUCUGGAGUAUACGAACCAUCGGACCUCAACGGUAGCCCAAGACCAGGAACUCCGUCAUCCAGAUACGGUGGAAGUCCCAGACGACCGCUUCCUCCUGCGCCGUUAUUCUCAACCGGCGUGAACCGCAACUCGGCUGCUUUUGCAGACGAUGCGACAGUCUCGAUUCCUCUUCAUGAUACCGACGACGUCUUUGGACCAGAGACGGACAUCAGUGAGACUCAGCCCAUGAGAGAGUCUUACUUGUCGCAAGACCAAGUGACCCUUAGCGAAGGCGAGACAGACACCGACAUUAACGAGAAGGUUGAGCACUAUGGCCCGGCGCCGGAUGGCAUGCAGGAACGCCGAGGCGUGCGUGCGCCCCAAAUGUCGAGAAAGGAGGUCCAGCUUAUCAACGGAGAACUGGUUCUGGAGUGCAAGAUCCCCACGAUUCUCUACAGUUUCCUGCCUCGUCGUGACGAGGUUGAAUUCACCCACAUGAGAUACACAGCCGUCACCUGCGACCCCGACGACUUUGUUGAACGCGGCUACAAGCUCCGCCAGUCCAUCGGCAAGACCGCCCGCGAGACAGAACUCUUCAUCUGCGUCACCAUGUUCAACGAAAACGAGUUUGACUUCACCAGAACAAUGUACGCCGUUAUGAAGAACAUCUCUCACUUCUGCGCCCGUUCCAAGUCGCGCACGUGGGGAGACAACGGUUGGCAAAAAAUUGUCGUCUGCAUUGUCUCCGAUGGCAGAGAAAAAAUCCAUCCUCGAACACUCGACGCGCUGGCGGCCAUGGGUGUUUACCAGCACGGCAUCGCCAAGAACUACGUCAACCAGAAGGCCGUGCAGGCUCACGUCUACGAGUAUACGACACAGGUCUCACUUGACUCUGACCUCAAGUUCAAGGGUGCCGAGAAGGGUAUUGUUCCUUGCCAGUUGAUUUUCUGUCUGAAGGAAAAGAACCAGCGGAAGCUCAACUCGCAUCGUUGGUUUUUCAAUGCUUUUGGAAAAGCGCUCAACCCGAAUGUCUGUAUUUUGCUCGAUGUCGGUACGAGACCCGGUGGCACAUCGCUCUACCACCUGUGGAAGGCCUUUGACAAUGACUCCAACGUCGCUGGUGCUUGUGGAGAGAUCAAGGCUAUGAAGGGCCGUUUCGGAGUCAACCUUCUGAACCCACUCGUUGCCUCGCAGAACUUCGAGUACAAGAUGUCUAACAUUCUCGACAAGCCAUUGGAGUCGAUCUUUGGUUACAUUACCGUCUUGCCUGGUGCGCUUAGUGCAUACCGCUACCACGCUCUGCAGAAUGACGAGACGGGCCAUGGUCCUCUCAGUCAGUACUUCAAAGGAGAGACGCUGCAUGGACAACACGCAGACGUAUUCACGGCCAACAUGUACCUAGCUGAGGAUCGUAUUCUCUGUUGGGAGCUUGUCGCCAAGCGUGGUGAGAGUUGGGUGUUGAAGUACGUAAAGGGAUGUCAUGGUGAGACGGAUGUGCCAGACACUGUUCCUGAGUUCAUCUCACAGAGACGUCGUUGGCUCAAUGGUGCCUUCUUUGCUGCAGUGUACUCACUCGUCCACUUCAAGCAGAUUUGGUACACCGACCACACCAUCACGCGCAAAAUUCUCCUCCAUGUCGAAUUCGUCUACCAGUUCCUGCAGCUUAUCUUUACGUACUUCUCCUUGGCAAACUUCUACCUGACCUUCUACUUCGUGGCUGGCGGUCUCGCUGAUCCCUUGGUUGAUCCCUUUGGUCACAAUGUCGGUCAAUACAUCUUCACGGUCCUACGGUACAUUUGCGUUCUGCUCAUCUGCGCGCAAUUCAUCCUCUCUCUGGGCAACCGUCCACAAGGAGCGAAGAAACUGUACCUCUUCAGCAUCAUCGUGUACAGCAUCAUCAUGAUAUACACAACAUUCGCUACCUUUUACAUUGUCAUCCGUCAGCUGAAAGAGAAAGACAAUCCGGAUAUCCAAAUGGGCAACAACGUCUUCACCAACUUCAUUGUCUCGAUUCUUUCCACAAUCGGAUUGUACUUCGUCAUGUCCUUCCUGUAUCUUGACCCCUGGCACUUGUUCACCAGUGCGGCCCAGUACUUCAUGCUAUUGCCAGCGUACAUCUGCACUUUGCAGGUAUAUGCCUUCUGCAACACGCACGACGUCACAUGGGGCACCAAGGGAGACAACGUCAUGAAGACAGAUCUGGGUGGUGCCAUAGGCAAGGGCAACAGUGUCGAGCUUGAGAUGCCCUCGGAGCAGCUUGAUAUCGACUCCGGAUACGAUGAGGCGCUGCGAAACCUCCGCGACCGCGUUGAGGUUCCGGUGCCGGCCCUUUCAGAUGCGCAGCUGCAAGAGGACUACUACAAGAGCGUGCGCACUUACAUGGUUCUAUCGUGGCUCAUUUGCAAUGCCAUCCUUGCCAUGGCCGUGUCUGAAGCGUAUAGUGAGCGCGGCAUCGGUGAGAACUAUUACCUUGCCUUCAUCCUCUGGUCCGUGGCGAUCCUGGCGCUCUUCCGCGCCAUCGGCUCUACCACUUUUGCGAUCCUCAACGUCGUCAGCAUGAUUGUUGAUGGCCAGGUGCGCAUGAGUCUUAAGGUACCCAAGUGGAUGGGCGGUUUCGGCGAAAAGGUCAGCGAGAAGAUGAGCAGCGUUGGGAGUAGCGUGGGAAGCAGUGUUGGCGGCAGCAAGCUCAGCAGCAUUUUUAAGCGCUGA
Molecule: messenger RNA, 2871 nt
Organism: Colletotrichum spaethianum
Lineage: Eukaryota; Fungi; Ascomycota; Sordariomycetes; Glomerellales; Glomerellaceae
Product: chitin synthase 2
Exons: 2
Coding region: 1-2871 (956 amino acids)
Cellular component (GO): cell periphery; cell septum
Molecular function (GO): chitin synthase activity
Source: RefSeq, a predicted model, not a curated record